Molecule: messenger RNA, 1800 nt
Organism: Quercus lobata
Lineage: Eukaryota; Viridiplantae; Streptophyta; Magnoliopsida; Fagales; Fagaceae
Product: triacylglycerol lipase 2-like
Exons: 13
Coding region: 172-1683 (503 amino acids)
Biological process (GO): lipid metabolic process
Molecular function (GO): hydrolase activity, acting on ester bonds
Source: RefSeq, a predicted model, not a curated record
CUGAAGGUACAUCACGAGUGACAGUGUGGGACACAGGGGAAAAAGGAAAGAAAGCACAAAGAAGCGUUUAUUUUGGGUUUGGGCCUCCCAGAAACUUCGUGUUUGGUUGGUUACCUGGAAUAUUUUGCUUGUACCCGGAAACUCCCAAGUAUGUCUUGAUUAGAAUCCACCAUGCAGCGAUUGAGGAGCUCAGGGAGCUCAAUAUGGGGCAAUCUAGUUUCAACGCCCCGGUUGAAAAGGAAGGCUUCGAAUACAUGGGCUGCUGUGCAAGACGCCUUUUUUUCAACAAAGGAUACAUUUGAGAGGAACAAGGUGGUAUUUACUGUUGGAACUUCCCUAGCAUCAGUUGCUACAGCAUGGAUUGGAUAUUCUUUACGUUACUAUCAUGAAACAAGAAUUGAUCAAAGGCUUGAAACAAUUGAAAAAGCUAUGAGAAACAGUAAUAAUCUCGAACAUUCAGAACUUAGAGAGAUUGCUGGCUCGGGAAGUAUCAGUGCUCCUACUUGUUUUGCCACUGCUGGAACCACUUUAAUUAUUGGGUAUGGCUUGGGCUGGAGAGGUGGAAAGUGGUAUGCAAAUAGGAAUUUCAGAAAGGAGCAGAUGAAGUUGCUAGGACAGAAAAAUCCUAGAGGUUGGCAGAUAAAUCCUAGAGGUUGGCAAUUGCUUGGUCAGGUAACAACACAAGAUGGUUAUAUACUUAGUAUGCAGAGAAUUCCAGCGGGGAGGUCAGGAAAGACUGCGGGAAAGAGGCCGCCCGUUUUGUUACAGCAUGGCCUCUUGAUGGAUGGGAUAACAUGGCUGCUAUUACCUCCAGACCAAUCUUUGGCUUUCCUCUUGGUUGAUAAUGGAUUCGAUGUGUGGCUUGCUAACACACGUGGAAGCAAAUAUAGCCGUGGGCACACGUCACUCAGUCCCAAUGAGCAAGCUUAUUGGGAUUGGUCAUGGGAUGAAUUGGUUGCUUAUGAUCUUCCAGCCACAUUCCAGUAUGUGCAUAAUAAAGCAGGACAGAAACUGCACUAUGUUGGGCAUUCACUGGACCAGCUGUUGAACGUGCUGAGAUCAACAGCCUUACUUUGCCCAAUUGCUUAUAUGGGUCAGAUUGCCUCACCACUUGCAAAAAAUGCUGCUGACAAUUUUCUUGCGGAGGCAUUAUACUGGUUGGGUAUCGAUGAAUUUAAUCCAAGAGGUGCGGCUGUGAUUAAACUUCUUAAGGAUAUUUGCAACAAGCCAGGAGUUGACUGCACCAACUUGUUAACUGCUUUCACUGGCCAAAACUGCUGCUUGAAGUCUUCCAUAGUAGAUGUUUUUCUUGACCACGAGCCUCAGUCAACAUCUACAAAGAACAUGAUCCAUCUGGCUCAGAUGAUUAGGGAAGGAAGUAUAGCAAUGUAUGAUUAUAAUGAUGAGGUUGAGAACAUAAAACACUAUGGGCAGCCCACUCCUCCUGUGUACAACAUGACAAGCAUUCCAAAUGACCUUCCUUUCUUCCUAAGCUACGGAGGGGCUGAUGCUCUAGCUGAUGUCAAAGAUGUGAAGCUCUUGUUGGACAACCUUAAAGAUCAUGAUGGAGAUAAGCUUGUUAUUCAGUACAGAGAUGAUUAUGCUCAUGCAGACUAUGUUAUGGGACAAAAUGCUAUACAAGUUGUCUAUGAUCCUCUCAUGGCUUUCUUUAGGCUUCAAUGAGGAUAUUACUUUGGGGAAAAAAUUGGUGUCGAUAUGCUUGUUUCAUAUAGUUAGUGGCAAGCAAUAGUGUAUAUAUCCACAGUAUAGCCUAAUCAAAAUUUGUUUGUUCACUGCAAA